Molecule: messenger RNA, 1654 nt
Organism: Coregonus clupeaformis (lake whitefish)
Lineage: Eukaryota; Metazoa; Chordata; Actinopteri; Salmoniformes; Salmonidae
Gene: csf2rb
Product: colony stimulating factor 2 receptor subunit beta
Exons: 13
Coding region: 102-1568 (488 amino acids)
Biological process (GO): immunoglobulin mediated immune response; cytokine-mediated signaling pathway
Cellular component (GO): external side of plasma membrane
Molecular function (GO): cytokine receptor activity; protein binding
Source: RefSeq, a predicted model, not a curated record
AUUGCUUCACACACCAUAACUUCUUGGAAAUAGGACUACAGAAUUCACUGAACACUGAAGAGGAGACUAGGGGACCUGUCCUCCUGCGCUACCCAGGAAACAUGCUUCUCUUCUGGAUGUCUUGUGGAUCACUACUCCCUCUCCUGGUCCUCUGCAAUAAUGGACAAAAACGCUGCACAAUCCAAGAGAACAAACAAUAUCAUGUCCCUCUAUCCACAGUGUCCCCUGUGCUUGAGUCCCUGCAGUGCUACAAUGACUACAGCUCCUACGUCCGCUGUAGCUGGGAGGAGAGUCCACAUACGUCCGCACAAGCUCCGUUAGCCCUAUACUACUGGGACAGCACUGAGAACCGUGAGUCCCUGUGUAAACCCUACGGUCAGCCAGCACUGAAUCCCAACAACAGCAAGCUCACCGUCCAGUGUCAGUACAACACUCGUUACUUUGGCAUCAAUACCAACCAUGUCUUCUUCUUCAAGACCUCCUGUCCCUCUGCCCUGCUUCUGUCUAAGAAUGUGAGGGUGCGUCCACCAGUCCACCUAUCACAGCAGGCUGUAGAGAGAGGGGUCCGUUUGCUCAGCUGGGAAAGCCCCUACCCCCCCUCUUCCCUCCUGACCCCCACUCUCAACUACCAGGUCAACUACAGGAGGUCUAACCAGGAUGACUGGACAACAGUGGAGGUUGAGGACACCCAUCUGAGUGUGAAGUUUGAGGCUCAGGUGCCUGGCUGCCAGUAUGAGGCCAAGGUGAGGGCAAGGGGGAAGAUGGGACUAUGGAGCGAGUGGAGCCCCCUAGUGACCUGGUUGACUGAGGAGGGCCCCUCCAAUGCGCAGUGUGUGUUGGAUGAGGAGAAUGUGGUGACAUGCAGCUGGGAGGUGAAGAGAGACCUGGCUCAGUUCCUUACCUUCGAUCUGUCCUGCAAACACAACAACACUGCACCAGCCCAGAAAUGCUGUGUUAACACCAUGGUCAGCGCUCCAUCUAGGGGUCCAAUGCUCAAAUACAGCUGCUCCUUCCCUGUCCAAGACUCAGAGCAGCUGGAGGUGGAGCUCAUCCCCACACGCAACACCAAAGAGUUUCAAACACACAAACACAUUCGCCCAAACCAUCCACUCGACGUGCAGAUAGAAGAGAUAGAUGGGAACUGGAUUCUAAAAUGGAAUCAGCCAAAAUCAAAUGUUGAACUCUCCUAUCAAGUGCACUACUGGAGUAAUGAGACUCAGGAGGAUACUAGGUUCCUCAAUGUCUCCCAGGGGUCCUUCUCGCUCUCCAUCCUGGGGGGGUCCCUGCGCCCCUCUGAAUGUUACCUGGUUAAGGUGAGAGCCCUGGUGGUCCCGGGAAGGGGUGAUGCUUAUGAAGGACCACCUUCAGAAUGGACCGAUCCAGUGGAGUGGACCUCACAACCAGCUUCCUGGUCCGCCACCACCUUCCUCCGUCCUCAUCGGUGUACUGGUGGCCAUUGUCUUCAUCACUCUCUACGUUACCAUACCAGCCUGUCACAGGAGGGUAGUCCUGUGGGAGGUGUCUGUCCCGUCGCCCCUCAAGAGCAAGGUACUGCGAGAGGUCAUUAAGAAGUCUCCUGAUAGGUUGUUAUUCCCCGAGAGUGAGAGAAGUGAGCAGACCUACAUCUGCAGCGUACAGACACUGGAGAGCAGGG